AUGACUUCACAAUUAUCGUCAUCGAUGCUCUCGAAGCCAGAGAUCACUUUUCGACAUCGAGUGCGGGAUGUCUGCCUCCAUUGGUUCACAGCGUACCGGAUACUCAUCGGGCUCACCUUCGCUGUGAACAUCGCAGUGCUUGCUGUCAUGAUCAGAGGAAACCGUCACGACCAUAUCGGCCUCUCUGGACCCCUGAUUGCUGCCGCCGCCAAUAUCUUCGUCGCCAUCCUCGUACGCCAAGAAGAUCUUAUCAAUGUUUCCUUCUCCUUUGUAGCCAGAACGCCAGUAAGCCUACCGUUAUGGCUCCGGAGAAUAAUCGCAGACUUCCACCACUACGGCGGACUACACAUCGGCUGCUCUAUAUCAUCACUUCUAUGGUACUGCUACUUUGUCUUCUUGGACACCAACCACUUCCUCGAUCACUUCGGGCAGCGCAUGGCUUCUGGUUGGAUGUGGGCCGACAUUAUCACCUGCUACGCCUUCCUCACAGCCAUCUUGUGCAUCUGCGUACUAGCGCAUCCACACCUGCGCGUAAAGUUUCAUGACGCAUUCGAAAAGACACAUCGUUUUGGUGGAUGGAUAGCUUUGUUGGUACUGUGGCUCAACGCAGGUGUGUCCAGUCGCAACCCCGGCAGUCCACCGCUGUACGCAAACGCCGCCCUCUGGCUGCUAGCCGCCACGACUUUCCUCAUAAUCCUCCCAUGGACGCGUAUACGCCGAGUGCCGAUAACUACCGAACCCGUUUCUAGCCGCGAAGUCAAGGUUACCUUCCCGUACAAAGACAUGCCCUACACGUCCACCACGCGCUUCUCGCUAAGCCCCGUCCUCGAAUGGCACGCCUUCGCUACCAUACCGUGCUCUCCUUCUCCUGACAACCCUUUCGCAUACAUUGUCAUCUCUCAAGCGGGUGACUGGACAAAGGCAAUGAUCAAGUCUCCACCGACACACAUUUGGCUGCGCAAACCCGCCGCCAAGAACUUCCUCUCUUUCGCUCCACUCUUCAACUCCCUGCUUCUCGUGGCUACGGGCGCAGGUAUUGGCCCAUUGCUCUCACUCUUAUGCUCACCUGCGAUUGCGCAGAUGCGCGAACAGGGCAGACAGGUUAGGGUCAUGUGGUGCGUGUACGAUCCCGAUGCGGCGCAUUGGCAGUUCGUCCAGGAUAUCAUCCGUAACGUGGAUCCCGAGCCUAAGAUCUUCGACUCGCGCGAGGGGAGACCCGAUCUAGCGUUCGAAGCUGAGUUUAUGAAAGAGCAGUGUGGAUUAGAAGCUGUGAUGGUAGUAAGCAACCCGGCGGUUACGAGGGAAAUCGUUGAGGGAAUUAAGGCAAAGAAUGGUGCUGCAUAUGGCGCGGUGUUUGACUCUUAG
Alternaria novae-zelandiae is the source of this 1365-nucleotide messenger RNA. RefSeq lists its product as uncharacterized. The transcript has a single exon. NCBI's taxonomy places the organism in Eukaryota, Fungi, Ascomycota, Dothideomycetes, Pleosporales, Pleosporaceae. The record is from RefSeq and is a predicted model, not a curated record. The coding region runs from base 1 to 1365 and encodes 454 amino acids.